GCUGGAAUUUCAUCAGAGAAUCAGAGGGACUCGGCUCCAGGAAGUGCUAAGUGUUGUUUUCUCUACUUACAGCAAACAUCCAUCUUGGGGAGCGUCUUUGGAGACUCUUGUUAUGAUCAGCAGAUGACAACUAGACAGGCAAAUGCGUUAUCCCACCAGGAAGAAGAGCAGGAGCAAGACCCAGAGGAAGGAUUUCCUCCCCAACAUUGCAGAAAAGGAACCUUCACGGAUUUCUUCCUCCAGCUCGAGCAGUUCAACAUGAUUGAAAAUGCUAUCAGCUCCAACAGCCUCUACAGCCCCUGCUCCACUCUCAACUACUCCCAGGCCGCCAUGAUGGGGCUCACCGGCAGCCAUGGCAGCCUACAGGACACCCAGCAGCUCAGCUACACCAGUCAUGGGAACAUCCCCAACAUCAUCUUAACAGUUACUGGAGAAUCGCCUCCCAGCCUGUCGAAGGACCUGACCAGCUCUUUAGCCGGGGUAGGGGACGUCAGCUUCGACUCGGAUUCCCAGUUUCCUCUGGAUGAACUCAAAAUCGACCCCUUGACCUUGGAUGGGCUGCAUAUGCUCAAUGACCCAGACAUGGUCCUUGCUGAUCCCGCCACAGAGGAUACUUUCCGGAUGGACCGGCUGUAGUGGACAGAGGACUGGUGGGCAGGAAGGGGGGGUGAUGCGGAGAGAGCGAGAGAGAGCACGCACGUGCACACGUGAGAUCACCAAGCCCCCCCUCCAGUGUGUCCGAGCUGCUCCGGGACUCUGAGGGAGAAAGGACUGGCCUGCCUUAGGAGCUACCAAGAGCCAGAGCUCCACUGUUGUGUCCAAUUUUAGCAGCACUUAUUCAACACUUGCAGAGUGGCCCUCCUACCCCUUGCCAGUUUCAUCCUCCUGCCCCAGCACCCCCUUCCCAGCCCUUCCACAGGCUUGGCUGUUGAGAGAGGCUGUUUUCCAAACCAACCCCCCUUCCCUUUGCUCUCUCUGCUUGCCACCAAAGCUUCUAGCAUUUGGUCCUUUUGUUUUGCCUUUGCGCUAAAAGGUUUUGGGGUUUGGCGGGACGUGGUGGCAGAAGAGGUUGAGCCCCUUCCCAUUCGGUCAGUCCCGGGGUGGGACAGGACAGAGUUGUCUAGAAGAUAAAUGUUUGUUUGUUUUUGGGGAAAAAAUAUCUAUGUAAAACUACCAAGCCUUUGAUUUAUGUUACAGAGACAGCCACCUCUGCAUGAAGGGGAGAGGGAUUUCCUGGGUUCGGUGGGGAUCGUUCGACGAAGUCUAGGGAAAAGUGGGGAAGCCACCAACCCACUAAUGUUAUGCUGCUCCCUUGUCACUAAGGAAAAGGAGACUGAAAUUGGAUGGGGGGGGAUUCAGAUAACUUUUUGGGGUUUGGGGGAGUGGGAGGUGGGGUGUCAAUGAUUUACAGUCUCCUGCCUGUUUCCCCCGAAUCUCUUUCCUUGACAGUUGUUGAGAACCGUAGUUCUGCCUGUGCACGCAUGCUGCCGUUUACAGAAAGUUAUGUGAGCUACACAAUUCUGCUCAGCACAACAAAUGGGGUAAAAGAUGCUUGUGUUUUUCUUUUUGUUUUUCCUCUGAGCUUUUACUUUGCAGGGGGGUGGGCUGGUAGAAGAAGCGGGAGAGCACACUUUUCUAACUGUGCUUGCAAGUCCUGUCGUUUCGUUGCCUAAGGAAUGCAAAUGGCACUCUUUUUGCAGAUUUUUUUUUUAAAAAACAGGUCUUUUUUUAACAUGUCGGUUCUUUGCUUUGCUUGGAGAAGAUAGUUUGUGUACACUAUAUAUAAUCAAUGUACGUUUGUUGUUUUUUAAAAAAAGUUCUUUCUGAUGCAUGGCAUAUUUGGCUCCUAGGAAAGACGAGCAAAAUCUGUUGGGUCUCAGACUGGCACCUUGGCUGAGGUGACUCAGGAGGUGCCACCAGAGCGGGUUGCCUUGGACAGCAGAAUGAUAGCACUUUGAAGAUAAUGGGAAGAGAGGGACGCAGACCCUGAUGAUAGUAGUGCCCAGGAGCCCCCUACACAUGCACACACACACACACCAAAAUCCUAUGUACACACACUGUUGUUUUGGUCCAACUGUGUUCAGUCCUCACAUACAGAAAAUUGGUAUCUUUUAUUGGCACAGGAGCGAUUGUUUUAAAGGACUUGUCUCUCAACAUGAACACACUCCAGCUUGUCUGAGCCUCAGUUGCAGAUAUAUAGACGGCUAUCACCUGAAGAGAUGUAAGGUGUGCUGUCUGUUCAGUUUUCAGUUUUUUCAGACAGCAUCUACUCCCCCCCAGCCCAAUCCCAAGCAACCUUUAAAGCCCUUGUUUGCUGUGCCAUGUAGAAGUAUGGGAUGUUUUGAUGAAAUGCUCAUUUUUCAAUCUCUGUGGUUGCUCAGGGGUAUUCUGAAUACUUUGGGAAUGUUAACUUAAACAGGGUGCUUGGGCUGGUUACAGCUCACCUUUGAAUCCUUCUAGUUGGCAUGUGCCGAGCAAGGGAUGCCAAGGAUUUUACCCUUCUUCCUGGAACCCUUUGCUUGAGUCCUACCACAUCUUCACUCAGUUUUUCUUCUGCAUCCCAAUGUCUCUUGCUGCUUCAGUUCUUGGACUCUUACUCCCACAAGUUAUUUUUCUUUCUCUUAUUUAUCCUUGGAAUUCAAGGCAGCUUGUAAAUGUUAAACAGCUACAGUGCGCCUUAGAUAUCCGCUGGAGUUUGGUUCCAGGACCCCUUGGAUAGCAAA
Sceloporus undulatus (fence lizard) is the source of this 2723-nucleotide messenger RNA. RefSeq names its product CREB regulated transcription coactivator 1 (gene CRTC1). Bases 124 to 636 code for a protein of 170 amino acids. Gene Ontology annotation, biological process: positive regulation of transcription by RNA polymerase II. The record is from RefSeq and is a predicted model, not a curated record. Lineage: Eukaryota; Metazoa; Chordata; Lepidosauria; Squamata; Phrynosomatidae. Gene Ontology annotation, cellular component: cytoplasm; nucleus. The transcript has 4 exons. Gene Ontology annotation, molecular function: cAMP response element binding protein binding.